AUGGGGGUUUCUAGGAUAGGUGAUUCUACUACUAGGGGGUUGGUUCUGGGACUGCCUCCUAAUCUUAUUUGCCACCUUCAGUACCAGGUCUCUGCUUCUUUGGCACAUUAUCCACUCAAAGAAUCCGCAAGACUGUUUUGCCGUGUUCUGUUUUACUACUGCAAAUGGGUUGUUGCUGCUAUGCUGAGCUGGGCUGGUUUGCCUUCUUCUGUUUUUCUACUACAAAUGGGUUGUUGCUGCUAUGUGGAGCUGGGCUGUGUUUUGCUUUGUUCUGUGGCUGUCCCCUUGAUGUUUGCUGCUGCUAUAUUGAGAUGGGCUGCUUUGCUUUAUGGGCUGCUUUGCUUUGUUCUGAUUUUUGCUGCUGCUGCUAUGGCUUGCUAUCCUACUGCUAUGGCUGUUCUGAUUUUUGCUACUGCUAUGGCUUGCUAUGCUGCUGUUUUUGCGUUGUUCUGGGCUGUCCACUUGAUGUUUGCUGCUGCUAUUUUGCAUAUCAGUGGUUUAAGGGGCAGAUUUGUCCUUGUUUGUUUCUAUUGA
This is a messenger RNA of Ilex paraguariensis (yerba mate), 534 nucleotides long. NCBI's taxonomy places the organism in Eukaryota, Viridiplantae, Streptophyta, Magnoliopsida, Aquifoliales, Aquifoliaceae. The record is from the annotation of a GenBank genome assembly.